AAGUUGGGCAAGGGGAGGAAGUGUGUCAAUGGAGUUUAACGGAGGUGUUACUCUUUGGGAAGUGAGACCAGGGCAGGACCUUGAUGGUGAAUGGUGACUCUUUACCUUCUGCAUUCUUCCAGAGCUGACUAGAACUCCGCAGUCUGGUUUCAUCCCGCCCGACAGAACUGUUGCUGGGGGCAGAUUCACAUCCCCGACGGCUCAGACGAUGGAGGACUCGUUCCUGCUUCAGAGCGAUGGCUCGGUCCGUGGACUUCUAUCCAGCACAGCCUCUACAGUGGGCGGUGAUCUUGGGUGCCGGAAGCAGGAUGCCGGCAGCUUUGCCGGGGAGAGUUUGAUGCGAUCGUUGGACCUCUGCCCAGGAAAGGGUUCCCCUCCGGGCGGUUGUGCCGCGACGGGGAGCCGUUCCGGCUAUGGGGGAGCCUUCGACCCGGGCCCCUGGCCCUGGAGCGAUGUGGGCGUCCUGCAGCAGGUGGCGAAGAAGCCGGCAACGUCCUGCAGCUACAGUGCCGGCAGCUCGCUGGCAAGGAUCCUGGAGGCCCACAGGUCGCUGGCACAGGAGCUGCGGAGCUCGCCGUGCCACAAUCCAGGCAAGGGGCUGUGGGUGGGCGAGGCUUUGGCGGGUGGGGACGGGCCUAAUGGGAUCAGGCAGGGCCCAUGGCACGAUGCUCAGCGCCCGGGCAGGGAGCCGCCCGAGGGGGGCGAUUACCGCCCUUGCUUCCCCCCCGCCUCCCCCUGGCCCUUCGCCCAGAAGCCCCCCUUGGAUGGGGGGGAUCGGCCCCGGAGGUCCUGGGCCGGGGAGAAGGAUGGAACGAGUCCCGGCCCAUCUCACCUCCUCCACAGCCACAGCCACAGCUCGGCCUGGCUGCGCACCCCCCUGCCGGAGAACCGUGGCUGGGCUGGCUGCAGGGAAGGUCAGGCCCUCCCCUCUGGGGCCCCUGACUGGAGGGCCAGCGGCGUUCCCAUCUCCUGGUGUUACCCGCCGUCAGAGAGCCUGGAGCGGAGCGAUUCCCCGCCGCCCAGCUGGUUGAGUGUGGCCCACAGAGUGUUGCAGAAGAACAGCCCAGAGGACUGGGUCUUCCCCAGGAUGAGAAUGUACUGAGCAAGCAGGGCCGGUGGGCAG
Messenger RNA from Leucoraja erinaceus (little skate), 1123 nucleotides. RefSeq lists its product as uncharacterized. The transcript has 2 exons. NCBI's taxonomy places the organism in Eukaryota, Metazoa, Chordata, Chondrichthyes, Rajiformes, Rajidae. The record is from RefSeq and is a predicted model, not a curated record. Bases 209 to 1102 code for a protein of 297 amino acids.